Brachypodium distachyon (stiff brome) is the source of this 1626-nucleotide messenger RNA. RefSeq names its product geranylgeranyl diphosphate reductase. Bases 16 to 1422 code for a protein of 468 amino acids. The transcript has a single exon. The record is from RefSeq and is a predicted model, not a curated record. Gene Ontology annotation, biological process: chlorophyll biosynthetic process; photosynthesis. Gene Ontology annotation, cellular component: chloroplast thylakoid membrane. Lineage: Eukaryota; Viridiplantae; Streptophyta; Magnoliopsida; Poales; Poaceae. Gene Ontology annotation, molecular function: FAD binding; oxidoreductase activity, acting on the CH-CH group of donors, NAD or NADP as acceptor.
GUCCCGAGCCCUGACAUGGUUCUAGCUUCUAGCGCCGCAACACGGCCGAAGCUACACUCCAAGCUUCCCCCAUUCCCAAAUCUCGCCCAAACCAUGGCGACGAUGGUCGCCGCUUGCCACUCCCCAGCUCGCCUCUCAGUCUCCUGCUCUUCCUCCUCGUCGGCUCGCCCGCUGCGCGUGGCCGUGGUGGGCGGCGGGCCUGCCGGCGCGUCGGCGGCCGAGGCGCUGGCCUCCGCGGGCGCCCAGGCGUUCCUCCUGGAGCGCAGCCCGGCGGGGGCCAAGCCCUGCGGCGGCGCCAUCCCGCUCUGCAUGCUGGACGAGUUCUCCAUCCCUCUGGAGCUUGUCGACCGCCGCGUCACCCGCAUGCGCGUCCUCUCCCCCUCCAACCUCGCCGCCGACUUCUCCAAGACGCUCCCCCCGGGCGCGCACAUCCCCAUGCUCCGCCGCGAGGUGCUCGACUCCUUCCUCCGCCGCCGCGCCGCCGACGCUGGCGCCACCCUCGUCCCGGGCCUCGUCACCUCCCUCUCCCUCCCCGCGGGGCCCUCCGACCCCUACCUCGUCCACUACAUCUCCUCCGCCGCCGCCGACGGCCGGAGCGUGCUGGAGGUGGACGCCGUGGUGGGCGCGGACGGCGCCAACAGCCGGGUCGCACGCGAGGUCGGCGCCGGCGGGUACUCGACGGCCAUCGCCUUCCAGGAGCGCAUCCGGCUCCCCGACGCGGCCAUGGGGUACUACGACGACCUGGCCGAGAUGUACGUGGGCGGGGACGUGUCCCCGGACUUCUACGGCUGGGUGUUCCCCAAGUGCGACCACGUGGCCGUCGGCACGGGCACCGUGGCCGCCAAGCCAGACAUCAAGAAAUUCCAGGCCGGCAUCCGCGCGCGGGCCGGGCCGAAGAUCGCGGGGGGGAAGGUGAUCAAGGUGGAGGCCCACCCGAUCCCGGAGCACCCGCGCCCGCGCCGCGUGGUCGGCCGCGUGGCGCUCGUGGGCGACGCGGCGGGGUACGUCACCCGGUGCUCCGGGGAAGGCAUCUACUUCGCGGCCAAGUCCGGGAGGCUCUGCGGGCAGGCCAUGGCGGAUGAGUGGCGGGUGACCGGGAAGGUGACCGAGGGCGGGAUCAGGCAAGGGUACCUCCGGGCUUGGGACGACGAGUUCCUGCUGACGUUCCGGUUCCUGGACCUGCUGCAGCGGGUGUUCUACGGGGGCAACGCGGGGCGGGAGGCGCUGGUGGAGAUGUGCGCCGACGAGCACGUGCAGCGGCGGACGUUCGACUGCUACCUCAACAAGCGGAUGGCGCCGGGGGAGCCGUGGGCCGACCUCCAGCUGCUCUGGCGCACGGCCGGCAGCAUGGUGCGCUGCAGCGUACUCGGCAAGGAGGUCCAGCGCCUCCGCCGGCUCGAGAUGCUGCAGCAGGCUACCUGAAAUGUGUAAUCCUUGUGUACUUGAGCAAUAACGUGGUGAGUGUGCUGUGUAGCAUUUCUGAUCUGUAUUGGCUGUUUGGCUGCAUGUAAUGCAAGCAUGCGAGUCUCAAUUUGGUAAUCGGGGUAGCCUUUUUUAGGCCCUUUUAUGUUUGGUAUGGGGAAUUUUUAUGAAAUGCAACCACUGGCCACUACUUUACCCUAUGUA